ACAAAGAUGUUUCAAACUGGGGUCCUCAUUGUCUUCUACGGGCUGUUAGCCCAGACCAUGGCCCAGUUUGGAGGCCUGCCUGUGCCCCUGGACCAGGCCCUGCCCUUGACUGUGAAUCCAGCCCUGCCCUUGAGUCCCACAGGUCUUGCAGGAAGCUUGACAAAUGCCCUCGGCAAUGGCCUGCUCUCUGGGGGCCUGUUGGGCAUUCUGGAAAACCUUCCGCUCCUGGACAUCCUGAAGCCUGGAGGAGGUACUUCUGGUGGCCUCCUUGGGGGACUGCUUGGGAAAGUGACAUCAGUGAUCCCCGGCCUAAACAUCAUUGAUAUAAAGGUCACUGACCCCCAGCUGCUGGAACUUGGCCUUGUGCAGAGCCCUGAUGGCCACCGUCUCUAUGUCACCAUCCCUCUCGGCAUAAAUCUCCAAGUGAAUACGCCCCUGGUUGGUGCAAGUCUGUUGAGGCUGGCUGUGAAGCUGAACAUCACUGCAGAAAUCUUAGCCGUGAGAGAUAAGCAGGGGAGGAUCCACCUGGUCCUUGGUGACUGCACCCAUUCUCCUGGAAGCCUGCAUAUCUCUCUGCUUGAUGGACUUGGCCCCCUCCCCAUUCAAGGUCUUCUGGACAACCUCACAGGGAUCUUGAAUAAAGUCCUGCCUGAGUUGGUUCAGGGCAAGGUGUGCCCUCUGGUCAAUGAGGUUCUCAGUGGCUUGGACGUCACCCUGGCGCAUGACAUUGCCAAAUAA
This is a messenger RNA of Macaca mulatta (Rhesus monkey), 738 nucleotides long. The record is from RefSeq and is a predicted model, not a curated record. Lineage: Eukaryota; Metazoa; Chordata; Mammalia; Primates; Cercopithecidae.